Trichomonas vaginalis G3 is the source of this 3876-nucleotide messenger RNA. RefSeq names its product armadillo (ARM) repeat-containing protein family. The record is from RefSeq and is a predicted model, not a curated record. NCBI's taxonomy places the organism in Eukaryota, Parabasalia, Trichomonadida, Trichomonadidae. Bases 1 to 3876 code for a protein of 1291 amino acids. The transcript has a single exon.
AUGAAAUUCAUCGAUUUCUUAUCAGAAGAAUACGUUUUUAAGCCACAAACUAAAAACGAAUACGUUUCUGACUUCAUGGAGAAUUUUUUUACGAAAUCUCCCAUGGAAACAUGCCCAGGCGUAUUUAUAGAUAUACUAGUUAUGCUUGCUGCUCUUGAUUAUGAAGGUUUUGUCCAGCAAUUGCUGCCAAAUGCUCUUCAAAGAACAGAUAUUGUUCAUAACUUAACGUUGCAUGCUCUAUGCCAUAUAUUUACACCUGUUUUUAUUGAAAGAGCAAAGUACACAGAAGCACAGCUCGAAAGAAUCAGAGCAAUUUCACAUUCUUUUGUAAUUCAUGAUUUAUCUGGCUUAGAAAAGAUUCCAAUGGCAGGAUAUGAUCCAUUCUUGAAUACUUUAACCUCCAGAUCAACAGAUGAAGACGUUGAACUGUUUAUUACAAAAAAUAGAUUAACUUUUGAGCCACACCUCUCGCAAGUCAAUAAAUUAUGUACAUUUGGUCCACAAUAUACAUCAAAACUCGCAUUGGCUCAAGUUACAAGCUCAAUUCUGAAGUUUGACGAUGCGAACGAUAAAAUUUUGGCAAAAUCAUUAUUAACGCUUUUGUCAUGUUCAGAUGCUCUUAUACAUCUAGCAGCGCAAACAUCUAUCGCAAAAAUAUUCAAGAAAAACGAUGCUGUUCUUAUUCAACAUUGUUUUGAUAAUAUUUUCAACGGAUCUCCUGAAUUAAGACGUAAUUCAUUAGAUACAAUACUAUUAGUUAUUAAAAACGGAACAAUUUCAACAGAACUCGCUCAAAAAAUCACAAUUUUGUGUAUUGUUUUAUUAUCAAGUAGUUUACGCGACAUAAGGAUCAUUUCAACAACUAUUAUCAAACACAUAGCAAAGAACUGUGAUUUUCAGCUCAUAAAACUGUUUUCUGACAGAAAAGAAUUUAUUGAAGAGGAAGUUAUCAGUUUUCUUAGGAUUUCCAACGUUUCCGAUACAACAUCCAACAUAAAAACCAUCAUAGACGUACCAGAUUGGGAAACUGUCGCUUCUUCGAACUAUGAUUCGAUUUGGAGAUAUUAUUUCUCCACUUUAAUGACAAUAAUCAUCGAAACUAAGCCUGAAAUGCUUGAACAAAUAAGAUCAACAGGCUUAACAAUCAGUAAAGCAGCAUUUACACCCGAAUCAACUGGAAAUGCAGUUACAUAUCUUUCCAUGAUGGUUUCUACGUUUGCUGGCGAGGAUGGAGAUAGUAACUCAGUGAUAGAAAGCUGCGUGGAGUACAUAAAUACCAUUGUUCGCUCAAGAAAUUCAACUCAUAUCACACAUCUCCUUCAAGCCAUGCAUUUGAUGAACUACAAAGUAUUGCCAUCAAUGUUUACCAUCAUUACUCAACUAGAUCCUCAAUUUUACCCAGAAAUAACCGCUGCACUCAGAAAAGUCAUUCAAAACCCGUCAUUCUUCACAAAUAUUUUUUUAAUCGUUUUCAACACAAUUGUUCAAUUUCUGGCAUCACUUCAAAAGUACUUCUUUUCUAAUAAAAUGUGUUCUCCGACCGAAAUGAGAUGGGAUGCGAAAGCAAUUGAGACUGUAAAAGUGAAAAAUGAAAUGUGCAUCAAUUAUUGUACGAUUGUAUCAGCCGUUUUCAACAACAUCAGCGGUAAAGUUACUGAGGAUGAGUGGCCGCUUCCAUCCAGACAGCUAAUGACCCGAAUUCUCAUACAAUGGGUUAAUAUCCCCGGAAAUUUCGAAAAUUUACACGAACAUGCCAUAAAUGCAUUAGUCCCUGUGCUUUGUGCAGGCACGAUCUUCACUAAUGGAUUCGAAUUUGACCCUUCUCUCAUGUGUAAAUUAAUAGAUAUUCAAGCCGAAGGGUAUUUGAUCCUUAAUUUCCUUUUAACGUUCCACGUCGACAUUCUUAUGACCGAGUUCAUCAUCUCCGCGUUCAUAGAACCUCCUCAUACCGCGCAAAUGUUUCAAGAUGCGAUCAUCCAAGCAAUUGAUUACUGUAUGAACAGUACAGCACUUGUUAUGCAUAUAGGACCAAUGGUAUUGUUCGCGAACUCCAUUUUCGACACGAAUUACGAAGGUUCGAUCACGAUUUUCACGAAAUUAGCUGAUGUUUUCAUAAGUGAGAAAUCAACAGUGAUUAUACAAGAAUCACAUGAUGACACAUCAUUUAUUUACACAUUGUUUGAUUUCGCAACAGAAAACGUCAUCAAAUUCGGUUUAAAUAUCUUAAAAGAAAGAGCGAACAGAAAAUUACCUUUGAAAAAAUUAGUGUCUAUUCUUGUACCAUGGUUUUCGAAGAUCAAACUGUUACCUACAAAUUCAAGUAUCUCUAAUGUUGAUCCUUUCUAUCGCAUCUAUAAUGUUCUUUCUUUUAUUGAUGAGAUGUGUUUGACAUCGAAUGUUUUUGAUGAAGAACAAUUAUUGUUGUUUGCAGAAAUUUGGGACAAAAUCAUGUCAAAUCGUGAGAAUUCUAAGAUUGUCAUGAUCUCUUUGUAUAACAAUGAAAGCGAAGAAGUGAAAGCGAAAAUAUUUAAGUUACUUUGUAACAAACAUUCAGAUGUUGUUUGUAAAUUUUUGGCAAAAAGAUGUAGAUUUUCUUAUUGGUAUUUCUGUAUGAUCCAUAAUUUAUCGAUUGAAAGAAUCUUUUGGUCAUUACCUAUAUUGCAGUUAUGUUUCCAAAACCAUAUAGAAAACGCUGCACCUUAUUUCACAACUGUUUUACAUUUUUCUAUUUUGUUUUAUCAUGUUGCGAAAGGUUUGUUUGAUACAUUAAUAGGAAUUGCAGGCGAAGACGUCGGAAUACAAGUAGAACAGAUAUUAUGUACUUCUAGUAUGGAUCAAUCCAAAACUAUUCAUGGAAUCGUAUCAGAAGUUGCCAAAAAAUUGCGUUCAAAUCAUUCAGAAACUGCUGUUGAAACAUGGACAAAUGAAGCAAUGAUUUGGGCAACAUGUUGUAGAUCUUUAAAGCAUGCAACAAGAGCUAUGGUUAUUUUGUCAUCUUUGGAAGGACAACUUGAUAUUUCUUUCAUGACAUUGUUAAAGACAUCAGUGACUUUCCAUUUAUGUGCAACUCCUUUCGAUAAUUAUAGUAAUUUCGGGAAUUACAUGGAAGCUAUUUAUGCAAUUUUAUCAAAUAAUGUUGAAUUUCCUCAAUGUUCUCAAUUUUGUUUUGAAUUCGCUAUAAGAUUUAUAUCGAUUGCUCCUUUCGCGAGAAGAAUUAAUAAGAACGCACUUCCUAUUUUCAUGAAAUACUUCUCAAAGAACCCUGUAGCAAUCACUGAUCAUCCUGAUGUAAUUGUUGUUGCUUUCUUGCCAUUUUUGUCUGAUUUGGAAACAAAUUCAGAAAAUUAUGAGAUUUUGGAGAAUUGUAUUACAACAUUUGAGUCUAAUGAACUGUUAAGGAUCAAGACUAUUUAUGAUCGAUCGAUCAAACAAACGAAAGAAAUUGAAGAAAUCUACAAACAACUUUUAGAUGAAGUAAAUUUAACAACACAAGCAGAAAAACUUCUUGAUUUCUAUGGAAUCAUGUUAGAAGAUUCAUCAGAUGACUUUGCAACAUCUAUUAUCUCAGGAUCUAUUGAUUUACUUAAGAAGUUCAAAGAUUCAUUGAUUCCAGAUCACAUCCAGACAAUAUGUCGAUGUUGUUUGAAACGUGUUUAUUCAGUUCCUUUGUCAGUUGAAUUCAUUUCAUUAGUUUCAGAAUUUAAAUUCAACAUUGUUUCAUUGGAAAGCGAGAUUGAAGCAGACAUUGAUUCUAAUUGGGCCGAUUAUGUUGUUGCAGGAUUGGAUUCAUUGCAUACUCCUCCAACAGAAAGAGUUUUGGCAUCAAUGUACGCAAUCAUAACUAUCUCAUACCGAAAUGGCUCACCAAAAAGGUGA